This is a messenger RNA of Camarhynchus parvulus, 2568 nucleotides long. It is a transcript of the gene KIF17, whose product is annotated as kinesin family member 17. Gene Ontology annotation, biological process: microtubule-based movement. The record is from RefSeq and is a predicted model, not a curated record. Gene Ontology annotation, molecular function: microtubule binding; microtubule motor activity; ATP binding. NCBI's taxonomy places the organism in Eukaryota, Metazoa, Chordata, Aves, Passeriformes, Thraupidae.
CCUCAGGGUUUCUUACCCUUGGGCUUUCCGCCCUUCAGCUUCCCCCUUCGGGUUUCACUUGCAAACCCUUCCCCCUUCAGGGUUCCUCCCCCCGACCUGCCCUAAUUCCCCCUUAGACCUGUUCCCAGCUUCCCCCUUUCCCUGCAUCCCCCUUUUUCUCCAUACUUUCCCCUUCUCCCCCAGCCUCCCUCGCUCGGGGGUCCUUUCCCUGCGUGCCCCCAGUGAGGGAUAAGUGCUUCCCUCCCCCAGGGGGUGCAGAUGCCCAGGGUUAGGCUUGCCCCAGCCUCUUCCCAGCCCCCCAUGCUCGGCAGUGUGUGGCGCUGGUCUGGAUGGGUGGGGUGACCUGUGGGGGGAGUCUGACCCGAGUGUGUGGGGCUGACCCCGGUGUGUGUGACUGACCUGGUGUGCGUGACUGACCCCGGUGUAUGGGGCUGAUCGCUGUGUGUGUGGGGCUGACCUUGGUGUGUCACUGACCCCAGUGUGUCUGUGGCUGACCCCAGUGUGGGUGACUGACCCCCGUGUCCGUCACUGACCCUCUGUGCGGUGGCCGGGGCGAUGGCGGCGGAGCCGGUGAAGGUGGCCGUGCGCUGCCGGCCGCUGAGCGGGCAGGAGGCGGCCCUGGGGCACGGGGCCAUCGUCGGCGGGGACGGCUCACGGGGCCGGUGCCUGGUGCGGAACCCCGCGGGCCCCGCCGAGCCCCCCCGGCAGUUCUCCUUCGAUGGGGCGUUCGGCGGGGAGCACAGCACCGAGCACAUCUACAGCGAGAUCGCCUACCCCCUGGUGGAGGGUGUCAUGGAAUGCUACAAUGGCAGCAUCUUUGCCUAUAGCCAGACUGGCAGUGGGAAGUCCUUCACCAUGCAGGGAGUUGCAGAUUCAGCCUCACAGAAAGGGAUCAUUCCCAGGGCCUUUGAACACAUCUUUGAGAGUGCACAGUGUGCUGAGAACACCAAGUUCCUGCUGAGAGCUCGCCUGGAGAUCUACAGUGAGGACAGACAAGACCUUCUAGGAGCUGACACCAAGCAGAAGCUGGAGCUGCAGGAGCACCCAGAGCAGGGGUUGUACGUGCAGGGGCUGUCCCUGCAUGCUGUGCAGUGUGAGCAGUUGAUGGACAGGGGCUGCAGGAACAGAGCAGUGCCCUUCACCCUCAUGAACAGGGGCUCCUCCCCUCCUGUGGAAAUCUGCACUCUCAAUGAGCAAGGCCAGGAUCACCUCAGGGCUGCCAAACUCAACUUGGUGGAUCUGGCAGGAAGUGAGAGACGGGCAAGGACUGGUGCCGCAGGGGAGAGGCUCAAAGAGGCCACCAAAAUCAACCUGUCCCUGUCUGCCCUGGGCAACGUCAUCUCAGCCCUGGUGGAUGGCAGGUGCAGACACAUUCCCUACCGAGACUCCAAGCUGACCAGGCUGCUCCAGGACUCUGGGGGGAACACCAGGACCCUGAUGGUGGCAUGUGUGUCCCCAGCUGAUGACAGCUACGAGGAAAGCCUCAGCACCCUGUGCUACACAAGUCAGGCCAGGAACAAGCCCUGCAUCAACGAGGACCCCAAGGACACCCUGCUGAGGGAGUACCAGGAGGAGAUUAAGAAGCUGAAGGCCAUUCUGGCUGGACAGAUGGGCACAAGUGACUUGUCAGGGCUUCUACCUGCUGGGGCUGCUCACCUGGGAACAAAUCCAGCUCCCCUGCUCAAACCCCAGGUGGAUCUGGAAGCAGAGAAGCAGCUGAUCAGAGCAGAGUUCCAGGAGAGGCUGGCCCAGCUCCAGGCCAGCUACCAAGCGGAGCAGGCAUCCAGUGCCUGCCUGGAGAAGGACAUCAGCAGCCUGAGGGAUGACUUUGAUCUCAAGGUGUCUGUUCUCCAGCAUCUCCUCAGGAAGGAAGCAGCUGACACAUGGACUGGAACAAUCUCUGACCACACACCUUCACAUGAAGAUGCUGUUGCUGCAGCACAUGAAGAGACAACCUCAGCCCAGGACCCAGCAGCACCUGGGACUGUCACAGACACCAGUGGGGUGAGCAGGGGCAGUGCUGGAGCAGGGGAAGCUGUCACUGCCCUGGGGAUUUCCCUGCCUGCACACCAGCAGCUGGUGCUGGCCAGGCUGCAGGUGCUGCAGCAGCAGCUGCUGGGGGAAACAGGCUCAGAACCAGGAGCUGAAGGAGAAGCACAAGCCCUGCAGGAAUCCAGCAAGGCCAGCAGCGAGCAGGCUCUCCUCAAGGUCUAUGACUCCAUCCAGGAGGAGGUUCCAGCCAGGAGCAAGGCACUGGAGAAGACAGCGGUCCCAGCCCUGCCACAGCCCAAACCUGGCCGGACAAGUCCCUCGAAUGAGAGCAGGGAGCCAGCGCCCGAGGAAAACCACUACAGGCUGGUGCUGGACAGGAGCGACAGCGAGACCAUCGCCAGCAACUACUUCCGAUCCUGAGCCAGCCAGAUCCUGCAGCUGGACCAGGCUCCCGCGGGCUCUGCGGGCAGCCCCGUGCCCCAGGCCCGGCCCUUCCGCCUGCAGUCGCUCACACCAAGCGCAGGAAGGGCAACGCCAGCUCCAGCGCCCGCCGCUUCUGAUCCAGCGCAGGCGUGA